Synchiropus splendidus (mandarinfish) is the source of this 15305-nucleotide messenger RNA. It is a transcript of the gene rnf213b, whose product is annotated as ring finger protein 213b. The transcript has 64 exons. Lineage: Eukaryota; Metazoa; Chordata; Actinopteri; Syngnathiformes; Callionymidae. Gene Ontology annotation, biological process: negative regulation of non-canonical Wnt signaling pathway; ubiquitin-dependent protein catabolic process; sprouting angiogenesis. Bases 93 to 15122 code for a protein of 5009 amino acids. Gene Ontology annotation, molecular function: ATP hydrolysis activity; ubiquitin-protein transferase activity. The record is from RefSeq and is a predicted model, not a curated record. Gene Ontology annotation, cellular component: nucleolus; membrane; cytosol.
UGCCUCCAUCCAUUCCUGGUUGUAGCUCGACAGUGAGAAGUGCGAACAAAAGGCAGUCAGGGGUUUUCCUAUGGAAAACUCCAACCCUGGAGAUGGAUCAGGAAUCUGCAACUUCAGGGAAAACAGAAGGUGUUGCCAACAAAAGAAGGCGAAACCAGGCUCAAAGGUUGGGGAGUCCCGGUGUGACGAAUCAGAGGGAGACAACCAGAAAGAGAAGGACCCGGAGAAGGAAGAAUAAAGCAGGCUCUAAUGCCACUGUGGGUCAGGAUGCAGGACCACGCAAUGUGCAGUCAUUGAGUUGCCAGACGGAGGACACUUGUCCGAGACAGGUCGACUCGUCUGGACCAGCAGGGGGUGGACUGGUCACAGCUCAAACACAGACCCUGAACCUCAAAGUGCGUCACGAAGAAACUCAGACACCAGUCUUGGUCCAAAAGACCCAGGAGACACAAACUGAUGUUGGAGAAACAUCAACAGAUGUGAAAAGUGAAGACUCUACCCAGAAUCCACCAGACUCCGGUAGUUCUGCUGGUGACCACGGGGUGGCGCCAAGGUCACUGCAGGAUCCAGCUGAAGCAAAGCCUGCUCAGAGAAAUCCCUCCGGGCCCAGCCCCACUUCACUACCUCAAGAUAAGCAUGGAGGACCGGUGUCAUAUGCCAGAGCUGUGUCAGGAGGGUUGAAGAGUCCAUCACAUGACUUAGAGAAAACAUCCAACCAAAAAUCGCAUCGCAGCGCUGAGAUGGUGCCCCUCAGUGGCUCCACGAUCCGUAUUCACCUGUACGCACUUCUGGACAAGAAGUUCAAUUUCAAUCCGGACGAAGACUCACUGGUGUUUUACACCGAGGGCCAAGCCUAUUCAGUGUCAUUGGAGAGUUCAUGUUUUCAGAAAGACAAAAGCAUUGUGAUCCAAGCGAGUUUCUCUGUGGAAGAACGCCACCUGACGAGAGGACCAAGAUUCAUCUACCAUUACAGAGUCAGGCGGCAUCAGAGGGAAUUUCACGAAAGUGCAACACGAGGAUUUUUCCUUCCAUAUAACACCAACAUCAGUGACUUGCACAUAUAUGAAGGAUUCAUCGGUCGCUCAGUAAACUACUUCAGCAGUGUGAUGAGCAUGUUAAGCCUCAUCGGGCCUCGGGCAGAAGAACUCUUUGAAUGCUGGCAGUCGUCUGCUGCACUCCUUCUGGACACCAUCUUUGAGAAAUGGAUCCCAUCUGACCCAGAGAGCACAAAGACACUUUACAGCCACCUGCAAUACUUCUUAAGGGAUCUGGGCUCAGCACCGGACCGAGUGACGUACCCCCACGACUCAUCCCCAGUGAUAAAGGUGGAUGAGUUGGUUUCGAAGUGUCUGGUCCAGAUCCUGAAAGGAGAGCAACUUGACAAAUACCCAAGAAUCUUCAGCAACUCAAAUCCACUUAUCCUGGGCUGCCAGGUGUUCCGGGUGACAACACAAUUCCAGUUCUCACUUGGCAUCAUUGGUUUUGCAGAACUUUGUGUUCGGAUGUCAUCAGAAGAGGCUUCACACCCCAAAAUGCUGGAGGAGCUUCUGCGCUAUUAUGGCAUCAUCACCCCACAGUAUUGCUAUAAACUGUGUCAACGUGAGACUGACCCCUCUGCCACUGCCUCCUUCAGCCUGGUUCUCGCUCUCAUCAAUCGCUGCAUACAACUGGCUGUGCCUGAGGUGGUGCUUCUGCUGCGCCUGCUGUUGGCUGUGAGACAGGCGGACGCUCACGCCGCCAUGCUCGGACCCAUUGUGGAGGAGAAGAAUUGGUGUGGGCUGGAGGGAGUUGACUUUUACAGAUUCAGAGACCUUAUUCGGCACCAUCCAGAUAAACGAUCGAGGGUUCUGCGCCUGAUCCAAACUCUGGUGUCCAAUGUGAAUGAACCCCAGCAGCUACUCCUUAUCAGCUGCUCUGCCCUGGUCCCGUUCCCGGAUCUUCCUGCAUACGCCAAACUGACAGGGAUCCAAGUCGAACAUCUGAUACAAGGCCUGAUGUACCGACUGCGAAGAUGUCGGGAGGAAACAGUUCUCAAGCAGGUUGAGGAGAAUCUAAAGGACACGAAGAGAACUGUUGACCAGAUCUUGCUGAAGCUGGACAACAGGCGUGAUUGUCACGUGUGCAGACUAUAUGGAAACAUAAACCAUGUCUUCAAGAGCACCGUCAGUUUGCUCCAGUCCGCCUGUGCCACUGCACGCCUGGUUCCGAUGUACACUGCUGUCGUCUGCUGCUACCAGUUGGUGCUGAGAACUGCAGAGAUCUGUGCUGUGACUGAGGAGGAGACCUCCAAUGAAGACCUGGCGCCUGGGCAGCUCAAGAAGGACCUGAGUCAGGUGCAACAGCUGAUUCGAAACUGGAGACUAGACCUGCUGAAGAAAAAGCUGCUGACAUCAUCAGGGGAGUUCACUUACCCCGAAGAAAUCCAGAUUUGGGACUCCCUGAUGAAGAUCGAAUGUACAUUAGACGAAGUUACAUCUGAGUGGAGGCACGACUGGAGUGAGGACCUGAUGAAGAGGAUUUCUCAAGUCAGUGAUCAAGAGCAGGUCUUGCUCUGCUGUCUCCCGUCCUUGAAGACCAUCCAGAUGAGUCAUGACAGGGUUCAGUCCUGUUUCUAUGAGUCAUGUCGCACUGCCAUCGCUGCCAUAUGCCAGAGGGCACAAGAAGGCAACCUGAUGCAAACCUUGAACUCCAAAGUGAAGAAUGUCUCCCAGUUUGUCGUGUCUGAACUGCUCAUCCAGUCUACUAAGAGAUUCAUGCACGACUCUGUCACUUGGCUGCUAGAUGGACAGUCUGUUCUUCAUGUAUUGCUGACUACCACCGAUGACUGGCGGUCCCUCCCUGUGGAUGACGCAGCAGAAGCAGUAGUCCAUCGUGGUGUGAACACACUUGGAUCUCUGCUGGACUCACUGCUGCAGGGCCAUGUCACCCUGAAAGACCUCCUCACAUGCCUGAAGUACUCAGAGGAGCUAAGGAGACUCCACCAGCUGUACAAGAAGAACUCACCUGCUAUGAGUUCGGUGGAUCUGGACCUGGUUCUAGCUCAGAGGCAGAGGGAAUUGAACUCAUUCCAGCAGCGACAGCAGCAGAUGGACGUGCUGAUAAAGAUGAUAGCAAAGGUGUCGGACUGUGUUUCAGUUCCUGACCUCCAGGCCCUGGACGAGCAGCACAGUGCAGAUAUCUCUUCUAUGCCCGUCAACAACCUGGUUUUGAUCCACUCUUUUGACAAGGAAGGCAAACAAAGGACAAUGGGAGGUCCGUCCCAGGUUUUGUGGUACAACACCAGCAUCAGUACACUGAAGAUGGCCACAGAAAUGCUCAAACUGAAGGAUAGCAGUCUUGUCCUUUCCUCCUGGGUCAGAAGGUUCUCAGACCUUUCGUCUUCCAGGUCAAAGCAACUCCAACUUACUCUUGUGCAGAUCUGCAACAAUGUCUGGACCCCGAUCAUGUCAGAAUUCUUGCAGCUAGCUGUUGCCAUGUCAACUGCCAACAUCACUGUUGGGCAGCUGCAGCAGGUUCUGCUGGAGACGGGUGAUAGGGGUCAAGGUGGGGUGCUGCGUAAAGAGCUGGUGAUGAUGACAGAAUCCCUUUCUGAGAAUGCACACUUUGAUGCGAACAAGAACUGGGUCAAGGACCGCCUCGCUCAAAUCGACCAAUAUCUAGUGCUGCGAGAUGCAGCAGCUGCCGCUGAUGCCAUCCUGACCGUCGUGGAGGGACUGCGGCUCUCUGGAGACUUCUCCGAAAUCCAAUCACUACGACAAGUGAGAGAAGAUCGUUUUCAGAAAGUGGCGCUGGGCUCCAUCGGUGACCACCUCAUCCAAGCCCAAAAACCACUUGCUGGCAUGUCUGAACAGCAGCGGUUCUGUCUGGAGGCGUUCGCGUCCAGUCUGGUUCUGGUCCACUGGGUUAAAAGGAACUUGGAGAACCAGAGUCAUGUGAAAGUAUUUGUGGAACUAGCAUGUAUCUCAGCUGGAGACAACGGUGUUGAGAUUGACCGGGUAGUAAGUUUCCAUGACGCUGUCCUUGGUUACGGACCGCUCAUCUACUCCCUUCCUCCCAACACUGGACUGGACCAGUUCCUGUCGAUGGCCGCAAGAGUUUGGGAGAUGCAGCGACGUGACGACAAACUUGCGGACAAACUGGUUGAAUCGACCCGCUGGCUUGACUGGUUGAAAUCUCUGAAGGAAACUCAUGGGUCGGUGGAGGAGUCGUCGUUGUCGCUUGUGGCGGCCAUCAUUGAUCGUGGUGUCUUCCACAUCUGCUGUUCAGACCAAAACACACAGAAGCAGAGACUACAAAACAUGGUUCGCCUCAUACUCACCCGGGAUCAGGAGGUGAAGACUCUGAGACUGGAUGAACUGCUGGAGCUCCAGAACAAACUCAUGCUGAUGUCAUCACGAGGCGAACGCCACCACCAUCAGGUCGACACCUUCUCUGAGGUCUUCGAGGGAGUCCAGCGUCUCGCCUCCAUCCUCUACCAGAUGCAAAUAUCUGGCAAUUUUCUGUUUCGGGAAUGCAAGAUGCAAGUCCAAUGCAGUCCAGAACUUCUCCUUCAAAUCAGGAUUGUGUUCAGCCCUUCAACUCGCCGGGAGUUCCAUUACUCUGGAACCACGAUGGGCUGCAUUCAGCAACUUGCCCAAACUCUGGAACUCUGCCACAAGGACUGGACUUCCUACAUCCAGCUAAUGCGAUCACGGUUCCAUCUGAUGAACCACUUCACCUGUCAGCAACUGGUCUAUCUUAGUCACUGGUUAUACCGGGUCUGUUUUCAGCAGAGCCCGGCACCACAGCAGCUCUGGUUCUUGCUACAUCCUGUCAAACCUCAGUGCAACCUUGCAGACCUGAGGUAUGCUUAUAGUUGCGCAGAGAGUCUUGUCUCCCGGCUAAAGGCUGACCAGGAAGAUGUCAAAAUGUCUGGACAGGAGGACUUGAUGGAGUUCUCCUCAGAAGAUGAAGACCCAGGCAAUUCAUCAAUGGUCAUAAGUGAGAAGGGCGAAACACUUGAGGAGUUCUGGGGAAGGUUCAAAGCCAACAUGCCACUACUCCUGAGAGAGUACCUGGACCUUCGUACUCUGGCGCACUUCCUGUCCUGCCUGGCUGACCAGAAUCAGCUACAGGCCUUCAGGAGAUUUCCAGCAGUCUUGCAGGAGGGAAAACCAAAUCUUGUACUCUGUGCCAAAACAGACGUUCUGACCACGGUCCUGACCCUGUUUGCUUUUAGUGCAGACCAGCCGCUGCCCUCGUCUGAUGAGGUUAUGCUCUGCAGUGAGGACACAACAGCUGAGGAGGUGGAGUUAUUCCUCAGACGAGCCCUGGGCCCAGCUUCUGGGAAGAAUUGGAAGAAGAUCUACUGCCUUGUCAAUCCAGGGCUGCUGUGUUAUGACGUGGGUUUUGUUCUGGGUCAACUCUAUGAAGAGUUGGAGCAGAGAGCUGGAACACAGUACCGGCUGGUUAUCGUCAGCCCAGUGGACCACCAGUACCGUUACGUACCCUCAUUCUUCAGCAGUGACAAGGUUCAGAUGGGUAUCAAUCCAUCUGCCGCUGAGGUCCACAGGUAUCUGCUACAUCAUUUCUCCCAGAGGUCGGUCCAACCAGUGUCGAUGGACCGCCUCUCAGUCCUGGUGGUGUCAUCUACUCGUCCUGCCGUAGGAAAAUCUCUUUAUGUGAAACGGUUGGCAGAGAAAGAACUGCUGGAACGUCCCAGGGCGAAACUCAUCACCAUCAGACUCACAGAACCAAACAUCAGCGUUGACUCAUUUGUCCAAAUGCUUUUGGGACAGCUGACUGUGUCGAGGGAACAGGAUCCUGUUUUGCUACACAUUGACACGGCAGUGGUCCGUUCUGGACUAGAGGAGGUCGUGUUCCAAUUGUUGGUACUGGGAUGUUUGAGCGACAGAUACGGGAUGCUUUGGAGGAAAAACCCAGCACACCUGAUUAUCAUCGAGGUCAUGAGACCCCACAGGAGGUCUGACUCCUCUCAGACCAAUGGGACUCUCCUGGAUGUUCUACCAACUGUCAAAUGUCAAGCUCCGAAAGAGGUGGAGCAGUUGUUGACCACAGGGAACCAACAAAUGGGGUCCCAUCGUUUGAUUGAUGGGACAGAGUUCAGCAGUGAGGGUAUUCAAAGACCAUACCAGUAUUUGAAAAUGUACAGACAAAACCAGAACUUAGACCGUUUCAACUAUCAGGAAGGAGUCACAAGAGGAAGUCAUGUCGACUGCCUCACACACCUUCUCCAACACUGUGGCAUGAAAGAUCCUUCCUGGUCUGAGCUGAAGAACUUUUCUCGCUUCCUUAAUGUUCAACUGAAAGACUGUGAGAACUCAGUUUACUGCGAUCCCGACUUUCUAGCCGGCCAGAUGGCAGGGUUCAAAGGCUUCGUUGUCAAGUUCAUGAUUUUGAUGGCAAGAGAUUUUGCCUCACCUUCUCUGAACUCAUCAGACCAAAGUUCCCGGCUACAAAUCGAUGAAGGUCUCGAGGAGGAGGUUCUUGCUGGCCUGACGCUCCGUAAACGCUGGGAGACUGAGUCCCACCCCUACAUUUUCUUCAAUGCUGAUGGAAUAUCUAUGUCUUUUCUGGGCUUCCAUGUGAUGGUUCCGAGAGGACAAACCUCACUCUGCGCUGUUGAUCCCCGCAGCAAAAAUGUUCUUCUCGUGAACGUGAUGUCACAGAAGCUCUUCCAGGACUUACAGCGGCAAAGAAUUUGUCUGACGGAGGACUUUGACCAGUUGCCACGUCCAGACAAACUGAGGCGUAUUUCGUGCGUUGUCCGUGCAGAGAAGACAGACCAAGACUUUGAUCCAGAUCCUACGUAUGAACUGACAGCUGACAAUGUGAUGAAGAUGCUCGCCAUUCACAUGAGAUUGCGUUGCGGAAUUCCAGUAGUCAUCAUGGGAGAGACUGGCUGUGGCAAAACCCGGUUAGUACGCUUUCUCUGUGCACUGCAGAGGCAUAACCGACCCACACAGAACAUGGUACUUGUCAAGGUCCAUGGCGGAACCACAGCAGAGAUGAUCUACAGAAAGGUGCAAGAGGCUGAGCUGCUUGCUGAGCAAAACACCCGCAUCCAUAAAAUUGACACCAUUUUAUUCUUUGAUGAGGCAAAUACCACCGAAGAUAUUUUCGCCAUCAAAGAAGUCCUGUGUGAUCGCUCAGUCCGAGGCAACCCACUAAAGAUGAGCGGUUUGAAGAUCAUAGCUGCUUGCAACCCGUACAGAAAGCAUUCACCAGAAAUGGUAGAACGUUUGGAACUUGCAGGAUUAGGCUACAGAGUUAAAGCAGAAGAAACAGCUGAUCGCAUUGGUAACGUCCCCCUGAGACAACUGGUCUACAGGGUCCACCCUCUACCACCCAGCAUGGCUGCUUUGGUUUGGGACUUUGGCCAGCUCAGUGACUCCACUGAGUACUCCUACAUCCAACAGAUUGUUUUGAGGGCCAUGAGAGACCAUCAGUUACCUGUUGACUGCUGGGACGUAGUGUCAAAGGUUCUGUCAGCCUCACAGAAAUACAUGAGGAGCCGGAAAGACGAGUGCAGUUUUGUGAGUUUGAGGGAUGUGGAAAGGUCCAUGAAGGUGCUGGUGUGGUUCUACAAGCACAGCCAGGACUUCUUUCACAACCACUCCCAUCUGACCAACGGUGACAAAACUCUGAAGUGUCUGAUUCUUGCUGUUGGGGUCUGCUAUUAUCCGUCCCUUGUAGCUAAAGAGGAGUAUCUCACCACAAUCUGCCGGUUCUUUCCAGUCGCCUUCUCUUCCUCAGUAUCACUGCAGGAAGAAAUUUCCAACUGUCAAGACUUCUUCCUUAAAAACAUUAGAACCAGGGAGACCAUUGCCAAAAAUGUUGCCCUCAAGGAGAAUGUCUUUCUCAUGGUGGUUUGCAUUGAGCUCAGAAUUCCACUCUUCCUGGUUGGAAAACCAGGCAGUUCAAAGUCCCUCGCUAAAACGGUGGUAGCUGACGCCAUGCAGGGCCAGAAUUCUCACUGCAAACUCUUCAAGAAACUGAAACAGGUUCACAUGGUGUCCUUCCAGUGCAGUCCUCACUCAAGUCCUGAGGGCAUCAUUGCAACAUUCAGAAACUGUGCCCGGUUCCAGAAAGACAAAAACAUGGAUGAGUACGUUUCUGUCGUGGUGCUUGAUGAGAUUGGACUAGCAGAAGACUCACCUCAGAUGCCCCUGAAGACUCUUCAUCCUCUUUUAGAGGACGGAAGUAUUGACGACCAACCUGACCCACACAUGAAGGUUGGUUUUGUCGGAAUUUCCAACUGGGCUUUGGACCCAGCAAAAAUGAACAGAGGAAUAUUUGUGUCCAGAUGGGAUCCCAGCGAGGAUGAGCUUGUAGAAACAGCCAAGGGCAUCUGUUCGUCAUCCAGACAAAUUCUUCUCAAAAUAAAACACCUCUUCCCAAGUUUGGCAAAAGCUUUUCUGGCGAUUUGUGAGAAAACCUCAAAGAACCAGUUCUUUGGUCUCCGCGAUUAUUACAGCCUCAUCAAGAUGAUCUUCACCGCAGUGAAGUCCUCACAACAGGAGCCAAAUGACAGCCAGUUGGUGGAGGCAAUCCUGAGAAACUUCAGUGGGCAGCCUGAGGGCUUUGAUCCAGUCAGUUUUUUUCAUGAGGUCCUCCAAAGUCAAAAUGAAAUUCAAAGGCCCAGCACUUUGCAAAUGGUGAAGAAGAAUCUUGAGCAUGAACCUGAGCAGGAAAGCCGCUACCUGCUUUUGCUCACUACAAACAGCGCGGCCCUUCAUACUCUCCAGCAGCAAAUCUUCUCCAAGGGAGACCGUGUUCAGCCUGAAAUCAUUUUCGGCUCCGGAUUUGCAAAAGACCAGGAAUAUGCCCACAUCUGCCACAAUGUGAACCGAGUGAAAACUUGCAUGGAGACUGGACGAACCGUUGUCCUACUUAAUAUGCAAAAUCUCUACGAAAGCCUCUACGAUGCCUUGAACCAGUACUACGUCUACCUCGGCAAGCAGCAGUACGUUGAUCUGGGUCUCGGCUCCCACAGAGUCAAAUGUCGAGUCCACACAAACUUCAGACUGAUUGUUGUGGAGGAUCAGAAGAAGGUCUACGAGCACUUUCCAGUUCCUCUCAUUAACAGACUUGAGAAACACAAGGUAGACCGCAGCACAGAUCUGCAGCCAUGGCAACGCAGAGUCCUUCACAAACUCACAGAGUGGGUGAAGGAGUUCACGUGUGCUUCGCUGGAGGAUUUCCAACUGUCUGAUGUUUUUGUUGGAUUUCAUGGAGAUGCUUGUGCAAGUGCCCUCCUCCAGGCUCUGGAAAAGAAAAUGCAAGAAAAUAAAGAGAAAAAAGACAAAAGUUCUACCACAGAAGUGACAGACAUGGCGGUUGAACCGGCGUCAUAUCAAAAAGCUGAGGACAGUUCCUCACAACAAUAUGGUGAAGAAGAAUUAGAAAACAAACCAACAGACGGAUCAGCAGAGGAAGACCUGGAAGCCCAAGUUUUCCAAUCAGCCAAAAUGUUCCUGCUCAACACUUCUUCUCCUGACGCUGUGAUGAGACUCAAGUUUUCAGGUCUUACAGAGUCAGAGAGGGGAAAACUCCAAAGAAUGUACUUUGAGCAGCAUCAUCAGCACUCUCUUCGAGACUUCCUGCAGGACUUUAAAGACCACAAUCUUUCGUCCACAAAGUUCCUGGAGAUAACAACGUUCUCCAGCGUGUUGACCUCAGCAGACAUAAAAGCGAUUGCUCAAUUGUUGGGUUUGGAAAUAGACAAUAUUCUACUGCUGUCCCUCCAUCAGUUUGACACAGAGGUGUCUUUCCGCACCAAAAUCAGGGGCUUCUUGUCGGACAGCGUCAACUGCCAUAAUGUCCUUUUGAUCCAGGUGGACCUUGAGGAGUCUCACUGCAGCAGUGAGCUCAUAGCAACAGCAAAAUAUUGCACCAUGAAUCACGUGAUGACUCUGCAGAACUGUACGUGUUGGGUGAUUUUCAUCGUCAAAGUUUCCAGAAUCACAAGUCAGUCCCAAUACAUCGGCUUUCAAGGAGGUGUCUGGCACUCUGUGCACAUUGACGACCUGAAGGACUCAAAGGACAUGAGCCCAAACCUUCUGGUUUACUGUGGGACUUUGAUCAGUGACCUGCUCAGCACAUCACCAUCAGAGAACCAGGAAGCUACUGGAGCACUGACUAAAAAGCAUGGGAGCCCCCACCUCGACAGCCUGUCUCUAGUUCGGUCGUGUGUUCAGAAGGCAGUGGGUUUGCUGAGGGACCCGGACAAUGUCUCCUCUCGGAGCAUGCAGAGAAUGCACAUUCUUCUGAAGCUCCUGAGUCCUGGUCAAGGAAGCACAGCAGAUCGCUUCCAGCGAUUACUGUUAGAGCGUCUGUCUACUCAGCUCAAACUACUGGAAGAAAGAAUGCAGGCUCCAGAACAUUGGGUCAGCAACCAAGCUAAGAAACGACAGGCGCUUCAGGAGGGGGGGACCCUCAGACGCACGCUGUGGCGCCACCUUCAGUCCAUGAUCACACCAAUCCUGACUAACAUCCUGGAGGUCAUCGACCGCUAUGCUAACCUGGACCAUCUCUUUGAAGAGAACAAUAGUUCCGGACUGGUGGUCAUGUGGUUGGACCUCCUUGGAGACUCACAUAGCCUGGAUCUAACUCCUUCCCCAAAUCUGAGUGGCACAGAUCAAGAGGUGCUGGUGCAGCACUAUUUCAUAUUGUCAGGUGUGGAGGAACGAUGUGCUGCCCCCUUCAGCUGGCUCAUCAAAUUGCAGCUGGAAACCUUGUGGGAGGAGUCGGAUUUCAUUCCAAACUUGGUCACCGACGGUACCGAUCAGCGUGUUCUGCGCUUCAUGAGCAGUUUUCGUAGCAGCAUGCUGAGUCAGCACCUACAAAAGCUCUCUGAUGAGGAGCAGCGUGAUUUCUUUGCUCGCUUUCUGAAGGAUUUCUUGCUGCUCUCAAUGAAGCUCAACUCUCAUGAGGAGGCCCAGGUGCUCUCCACAGCAGUGCUGGGUUGUGUUUCUGAGCUCCAGCACUCGCAUGGUGUCGCUGCCGAUUUCUCCCCUGCUUGGAUCACAGCAGCUGCCAAACAUUUCGCUCCUCGACUGGACUCUCUGUGCCAACUGAUGGCCCUGCAGCCGUCCGUGGCAGCAGCGGUGACUCUGCAAAGCUCAACAAAGGUGGAACCUGAAUACCUGAUGGAGGACAUCGUGGCUCUGGGCAUCAGUGUGGAACAAGCCAAACUGUUGACAGUGCAAUCACUGGAUGAGUGCGAGGAAUUUAUCAGCCGAGUGGACCUCUUGCAGCCUUGUCUGGACCAAGCCUUUGCUCAGCAGUACCGCGCUCUCUGUGGACCUGCCAGCCUUCAGCGCCUGGACUCCCUCCGGUCCUUGUGGUCCAGUCUCCUCUUGGUGGCUUCCUUCAUCCAGAACGUGGUAUUUAACGUGAAAGACCAUGGAGAGAAGCUGAAGGAGCUGUCACUCAAACACUGCUGCCUACUCCUCGGUCUCUCACGGGGGUCGCCUGACCUCCACAGCGUGGACGCACUUUGCCAGCUGAUCCGCAUCCUCAAUUCUUUUCAUGACGAGUCCGUCAGCCGGAAUCUAAGGUUUGGCACAUCCUGUGCUGUCUGUCUGUUGGAGCUCAGAGACCCGUCUGUUCUCCCAUGCGGACACACUGUCUGUCUGUCAUGUGUCCAAGAAUCUGUCCGACAACAGAGGCUCUCCUGUCCAACGUGUCGAAAGGAGCUGCCAAAUGACUUCAAGCCGACCAUAAACCCCAGUGUCCAAAUGUCGCUGAAACAACUAUCGGACGUCAGAGGGGUCUGCAACCGAUUCUUCCUGGAUGUGGUGUCAAGGUUCUGGUUAUGUGACGGACAGACUCCAGCAGAGGGCGUGAUUGAGGAGCUCUUCUCCAUUUUAGUCUCAGUUGAUGGUGGUGUCUACAAGACCCGGCAGCUCACACCAUUCCUGGGGUGUGUUGACACCAGUCCAGUGGUCCGUUCUGUUCUGCCGAAGCUGCUGCUCCAACACAGCUUUGACGAGGCGAAGAUCCACAUCCAGAAGUACCUGAAGAACCUGAGAGAGAACCUGCUGAACCCAGACGACCACACAAAACUCUACCUGCUCUUCGCCAACUGCUUCCAAGACUCACUGGUGUGUUCCAGUGCCAGAGGCCAGCCCCCUAGUUUGAAAGAAAAGCUGAGGUCCGAUACCAUGUUCCUCAGCAGACUAAUCCGGAAGCAGACUGCAGACAGGCACCAGGAUCCAGCUGAGUUCCUACUUAAUAUUGCAAGACUGAAGAUCUGUCUGAACUCAGCUGCUGAGAUCCUGAAAGAGCAAAGCGAAGAUGAAGUGAAUGGAGGUGAAGCGAUGCAGUUCCUCCACCAAGUGAAGGCACUGUGUGAGUCUGGACUGAACGAUUGGAACAGGAUCUACCUACUGAGAGCUCUAUACCAGUGCGCCAGCCAGGACCUAGUACUGACCCUGAUGAACGAACCCCACCGGAGGUGGAUCUUCCCGCCUCAUCUGCUACGAUUGCAGAAAUCGUCGUCCGCCUUUAAGAUGGACCUAUUCCUCUGCUGCGGGCCACAGUACCGGACUCUGAGAGAUGCUCUUGACCUGGUUCUCUUACAAAGGCCAUCAGACCGGUUCCUGAUGGAGAUCCAGAACCUGACGGGUCCGAGGAUAGGCCUGCUGGUUUUGGUUCUGUUCAGUCGGAUCACGAGUCGCUUCAGGUCUGCUGAUGUUAAAGUGCAUCCUUCACCAGAGGAAGUGUCCAGACUGAACCGUUUGCUGAAGCGUGUCAAAGCAGACCAGGUUAUAGAGUUCUGCUCAUCGCUGCUGGACAACAGCCUGGGUGGACGGAGCUCAAGUCUGCGAGUGGAGCCAAGUCUCUCUUCUCAGAGACUGAAGCUGCUGGAGUUGCUAGUCCACCUGGACUCAGUUCUGCUCAGUAGGAACUCUUUGCUGGAUCCUCUGAGGUUGAUUGCCUUCCAGACCAACAGCGCCACCAGAUUCUUCCUGCCAACGAUGCCAGAGGACCGGACUAGUGAGGCUCGCCAAUGGCUGGGAGAAAGGGGAAGCCUCCGCACAUUCUAUUGUGUCAACGAUCACCCGUGCUUUGUUGGGGAGUGUGGAAAACCUAUGGUGCUAUCUCGAUGUCCGGACUGCAAAGCUCCAGUUGGUGGAACAAAUCACACACCAGUUGUAGGAUUCACUGAGAACACACGCGGAGACCAGACUCGGACUGGCCACAUUCUGGGGGCAGCAGCGGGCAGGUCAGAGGCUCCGGAGCGCAAGCUCACAUACGUCCAGUCGUGUGUCUUGCGCAUGUUGCUGCACCUCGCCAUGAUGCAAGGCGCCACCAAAAACCAUCAGGACAUGGGCCAACUGAUUCAUCCUGAGCCACAACAUGUUGUCAGCUUCUUAUGGAGUCACUUGGAGACAGACUUGGCAGUUUUGGGGAAAAGUCUGGAUCAGAACCAAGAUUACACAGCCCUGGUUGUCCACUUGAUCCUCAGUGCUGCUCGCGAAUCUACUGGAGGCCGAGGCCAACAGGAUCUGUCUACCCGAAGUGGCCGUGAAAACUGGGAGGAACUGGUCUGUAGAGCUGCCAUCAACCCCGUUCUUUCUCAGAAGCAACAGCGGUUGCUAGAAGCUCAGCAGGUGAUCACAGCGGACGACAGUGUAUGCAGGAGUCCAUUGAUGACAGUAAUCUUUGGUGACCCUGCGGAAAUGUUGUCCCUGCCCUCCGACGGCCCCACGCAGAGUUCAACUUUUUGGACUCUUCCUGAAACUCUGACAAUUGAGAAGUUCUGUCAACUGGUGGAUGAAGGUGACGGACGCAAUAUGUUCCCUCUGCUGAUCCUCUUCCUGAGGAAGAUCAAGUGUGUCAGACAGCUACAUCACCUUCCAGCGUUUGCUGCUCUUCAUUCGGACCUGAUCCGGUUGUUUCCGCCCUCAUUGGACUCCACUCCACAUACUGUCAUUCAGAAGAUUCAGAAGAUACCAGCAGGGCCCCUGCGGAAGAAGCUACAGGAGACGGUGGAGAGAUUCCUGAGUGCAUGGAACUUCUUACGAUCUGAUCUGGUGAACAACGCACCAGAAUUGGGUUUGGAGGUUCGACUGUGCGACAGUGAACUAACGAUGAAAAGUUCAAGUGAGUUUCUGACACCAAGCCGCACUGGACCUGGUUCAUGUCUCCGAAUUCUGGUGGACUUCCUGUCUGAGACUCAUAACAGCCUGGUGAGAGAGUCGCGGAAGACGAGUCAAAACGACAACAGCGACUUCAGCGUUGCUCUGGACAGGAUCUCAGAGACGCAGCUGACCCUGUGUCAGCCUGAGCGUGAACUGCUGCCCCUUGUGUUGGCUAAUUGUCACUACAUGCUGAAGAAGGGUGGUGAGAUGGACAUCGUCUAUGACCUUCAGUCGAUCCAGAACCAAAUGAUUCGUCGCUUCUUUGCCGGGAAGCCAUUGAUCAAAGCGGACCCAGCUCGGUUCCAGAACAGACACCAGCAAGACUUCUCCCUGGUUCUGACAGAAGUCAGAAAGAAAGUGCCGCAAGAGCCUUUGAAGGGUUCUGUCAGUGCUUCUGUGAGGAAAAUUCUGCGUUCCUAUACGGACGUGUGUGAGGCCGUCCACCUGCUGGAGAUUGGGUUGCGCUUCCUCGCCAAAACAGACGGCGACCGGGAACUUGGGCUUAAAACCUUCUUGGCCGAUUCGCUGCAGAUGAGAGCUCAAAUCUCCACGCCUGUUGCAGAGAGUUUGAGAGCGAGCCGACUGCAACACAGCAUCUUCACCUGGCAACUGCUCACCUGCUGGAAGUCUGAGCUCAUGCUGAGCAGGGAUCAGGAUCCGUUUCAAAGAAUUCCUAAAGAGUUCCAGCAGAAGCUGAAAGGGGAUCAGAGGAAGCAGCUCAAGGCAUUUCUUGGUCUCACAGACGUAGAAACAUUCUGUUUAGAGCUUCAUGAGAUUCUGCUGCUGAAGACCAACAACAUGGAUCCAGACCAGCAGUACCAACCGCACUGGGACAUCAAGUCAACCAUGGAGGUACAUCUGGAGCAGAAGGACCACUCGCCCCUGUUGGGACUGGAGUCGUUUCCUCAGGAGAUUUUGUUGGGGCAAGGGACCGAUGUGUGGAGAACAGCUGUGGACUUUAGGAUUAAGUAAAUUACGGGCUGGGUCCUUGUCGAGUCUUAAAGUGAUGGACCCAUUUUUGAUCGUCAUGUGCUGAAAUCAAAGCUUAGCUGACCACAGUAAUUAAACCUGCAUUCAAAAUGUGUGUGAUUUUUAUUUUAUUUAGCUUGUUGGAGGGAACAUUCCUGUUGAAUAAAGAGAAUUUUAGUCAUUAAA